AUGUACGCUUUCGUGAGUUUCGCUCCACUUGUUCAGCGCGCCAAUACGGUAUCCAAGGCAACUGGCACCAGCGCUAUCCGUUCGAGACAUGCUUCGGGUUAUGCUACUCUAAAAAUGGAGCAGUCGCCGGCGCUACCGUUCCUUUCGAAACCGCCUAACCUGUCGCCUGAUAUGCCGGGAUAUCGUGGUUUUGACCCGCUUCGCUUCUCUGAUGCGUUCGACGUUAACUGGCUUCAAGAGGGCGAGAUUAAGAACGGGCGCGUCGCAAUGCUCGCUUGCCUGCACUUCUUCGUAACCGAGUUUUACCAGUUUCCGUUCUUCGCGGGGGCUCCUAAACUCGCUGGACCAGCCCAUGACUAUUUCGUCAAGUCUGGGGCCAUGAUUCAGAUCUUAGCAUUCAUCGGGUUUCUUGAGUUCCUGCUCCACCGUGGCAAGGUGCUCUAUUCCGAUAUGGAAUGGAAAGGGCGGAAGCCUGGUGAGCUGGGCUUCAAUCCCCUCAACUUGCCGAACGACAAGGCCAUGCGGGAUCGGGAAGUGAAUAACGGGCGACUUGCCAUGCUCGGCUUUGCGGGCAUCAUCCAUGGUGAGUUCUUGAACGGGAAGAUGCCUUUCGAGCAGAUAACGAACUUUCAACCAUUACAGUGA
Messenger RNA from Cyanidioschyzon merolae strain 10D, 645 nucleotides. RefSeq names its product similar to light harvesting protein. Gene Ontology annotation, cellular component: membrane. The record is from RefSeq and is a predicted model, not a curated record. The transcript has a single exon. Bases 1 to 645 code for a protein of 214 amino acids. Gene Ontology annotation, biological process: photosynthesis, light harvesting in photosystem I; response to light stimulus. Lineage: Eukaryota; Rhodophyta; Bangiophyceae; Cyanidiales; Cyanidiaceae.